Molecule: messenger RNA, 2532 nt
Organism: Cuscuta europaea
Lineage: Eukaryota; Viridiplantae; Streptophyta; Magnoliopsida; Solanales; Convolvulaceae
Source: the annotation of a GenBank genome assembly
CCACUACGGGCGACUCACGGCAUUAGUCCAUUACGGCAAAACCAAGCGGAAGCUAAAAAGCUCUCUAAAAAAACGUACGGACGGCAUUACGGCAAAGCAGAAGUUCUCCAAAGGUGAGGUUUGUAAGUUUAUUUCUAAUUUAUUCUGUACUUGCGGGAUUACGGCACCUGCUUCUUAGUUGCGACAGAGGAUUGUUUUAAAAAUUACAAUCGCUAAUAAUCAAGAAUAUUGAGAAUUGUUUGUUUACUUGAAAUUUGAUAGUUUGAAUUUGUGAAUGCGCUCUAAUUAGGAGUUAGGGUUCUAAUUUGUAAGAUUUUUUUUUCUUUUAAUUUAGUGAAUAAUUAGGAUGCAUAAAUUGAUUUAAUUAGAUUUUAUUGUAUUUUUCUUUUUUACUAGGAAAAUGAGUUUGGAUAAAUUUGUAAUUCGGAGUAAGAGGUCUUUAACACUAGGAGAUAGUUCUUCAAAUGUUGCUAAUCAGUCUAUCUCAAGUAAUGCAAUUGUUGUUGCUUCGAAUGUAAGUACUGUUUGAGAUGCGUCUAAUGACAUAAGAGGAGACAAAAGAGCCCGCACAGAUAGUACGUCUGAAUUGGAUAUCAUUAGCGAUCCAGCGUUACGAAAGCCAAUAAAUGAGUAUGAGCCUCGAGUAAGAGAUGAUGUGAUGAGAGCAUAUGUAGUUAAAGGUGCUUGUCAACUGUUGUCUCAUAAAUUUCCACAAACUUUAUUUGGGAAAAAAUGAGAUAUUUUCAAGCGGAAUGGUUUAAAAAUUGGGAAUGGUUAGAAUAUAGUGUUUCUAAAGAUGCCGCAUUUUGCUUUUGAUGUUACCUUUUCCAUGGGGUAGAAGGGAGGAGAUUUGGAGACGAUGUAUUUACGAGGACCGGAUUUCGUAAUUGGAAGAAAAGUCCUGCAAGCUUUUGAGAACAUGUAAGAAUUGUAACUAGUCCCCACAAGAAUAAAAAACAAAGCCUUUCAAGAAGUGUGGCUUCAGGAAUACAAACAUUGGGUGUUGCAUAUCGCAUCCGUUUGAAUGCAAGUGUGGAUUGUGCAAGAUUUUUAAUUGCACAAGGGUUGGAUUUUCGUGGACAUGAUGAGUGAGAAACAUCAUCGAAUAGAGGAAAUUUCUUGGAAUUGCUUGAUUGGUAUAGUGCACGCAAUGUUGAAGUUGAGAAGCUCGUGAUAAUUCUGUGAAAGAGCAAAUGGAAAUUGUUGUGAGAGGUCAAGGAUAUGAUGGAGCUUCUAAUAUGCGAGGUGAGCUUAAUGGAUUGAAGAUUCUUAUUUUGAAUGCAAAUCCACAUGAUCUUCUUGUAAGAGAAAAGACGAGUUUCGGCAAAAGCAACAUGAAGUCAUGGUAGAGAUGUUAGAAAAGGGUGAGCUUACAACUGGGAGAGGAUUGAAUCAAGAGAGUAGUUUAGCUAGGCCGGGAGCUACACGUUGGGGUUCACAUCAUACAACCAUUAUUCGUAUUCUUUCUAUGUGGUCUCCUACAAUUCAAGUUUUGGACAAUAUAUUUGAUGAUGGAACUGAUCUAAAAUCGAGAGGCACUGCCAGUAGCUAGGCAGAUAAGAUGGAGAGUUAUCAGUUUGUUUUUAUUGCUCAGUUGAUGAAUAAAGUACUGGGAUUGAUGAAUAUAUUCUCGCAUUUCUUGCAACAAAAAGAUCAAAAUAUUAUCGAGGUUGUGAGCUUAGUUAAAAGCACUAAAGCUAAAUUUCAAGAUCUGAGAGAAAGUGGAUGGAAUGAUCUCUUGGAAGAUGUCAAUAGCUUUUGUGUCAAGAACAAAAUUGACAUUCUUAACAUGAAAGAGAUGAAUCAUCGUUCUAGACGUGUUCGUCACCCGAUAACAAAUUAUCACCACUUUCGUGUUGAUAUAUUUUGCCAGGUACUUCAAGAUGAUUAUUAUUAUUAUUAUUAUUAUUAUUUUUGUUUUGACUUUAUUAUUGUUACUAUUGUUUUCAUUGUAGGUUAUUGAUCAGAUCAGUCUUGAGAUGGAGAAUCGCUUUAGUGAGUCAAACACAGAAUUACUCACUUGUUUAGCAUGUCUUGAUCCUAGAGAUAAGUUCUCCAAUUUCUGUGAGACAAAGCUACUGAACCUAGUGGAGUUAUAUUCAUGCGAUUUUUCAUUUAUUGAUCAAAUGGAGCUGAAAGAGCAACUUCAGGUGUGGAUAUAUGAAAUGAGAACAAAUGAAUUAUUUUCUGGCGUACAAACUAUUAGUGAAGUUUGUAAAAAGAUGGUUGAGCUUAAAGUUCACAAUUCUUUUCACUUAGUAUAUCGUCUGAUUGAGUUGGCUUUAGUAUUACUAGUUGUAACAGCCACCAUUGAAAGGGUCUUCUCUGUGAUGAAUAUUAUCAAGACAGAUCUUCACAAUAAGAUGAGAGAUGACUAUCUUACGGAUUGCUUGGUGUGCUACAUCGAGAGAGAUGUUUUUAGAAGCAUUGAUAAUGAAAUUAUUAUGCAACAUUUUCAGAAUAUGAAAACUCGUAUGCUUGAUUUACCACAGUUGUAGUAGUUGACUAUUUAAUAUGUAAUUAACUUUUCCG